AAAACCCUAGCCCUAGAUAUAUAAACCCAAUUGAAAAAUCGGCUUUCGUCUCAUUUAGCCCCAAGCAGUCGUCCACCCUAGAAGCUUUCAGUCCCUCAGCUCCGCAGUCGCCGCUCUUACUUGACCUUUCUCCGUUAGAGUCUUUCCAAUUCAUGUUUUACUUUAUCUCAUAAUUGAUUUUGUUUGUGCUUAUGCUUAUUUCCUUGCGAGCAGGGGCAGAAAUGGCGUACGCUGCUAUGAAGCCGACAAAACCGGGACUCGAAGACCCUCAGGAGCAGCUUCACAAGAUCCGCAUCACUCUGUCCUCGAAGAAUGUGAAAAAUCUCGAGAAAGUUUGUGCUGACUUAAUACGUGGUGCCAAGGACAAAAGACUCAAGGUGAAGGGACCAGUGAGAAUGCCAACCAAAGUUCUUCAUAUUACUACCCGGAAAUCACCAUGUGGUGAAGGAACUAAUACAUGGGAUAGGUUUGAGCUUCGAGUACACAAGCGUGUGAUCGACCUUUUUAGCUCCCCUGAUGUUGUGAAGCAAAUAACUUCAAUCACCAUUGAACCUGGUGUUGAAGUGGAAGUUACCAUUGCUGAUUCUUAGAUAUCAGUUGCCAUUUUGCUGUAUUUCGUGUAUGUCCUGGUUAAAUUGAAUGCUUGGUUCAUUGAUUUUGUCCGGGCUUGGAGUUUGAAUAUUCGCAAAUGUUGAUGUAAUGGAACCCUUGAGCUUAAGCCUUGUAACCAGUUUGUAUAAGACUCCAAGAAGAUUGGGUUGAUAUUGCUUGUGUUGAAUUCCCGAUAUCUCUUGGGUUUUGAAAAAGAAUUUUAGAUUCUACUGAAGUCAUUUACAAGUUAUUUGUUUCUCCUUUUAACUUGAGAAUCAUUGAGAGUCAACUGGGUUAAAUCUUUGAAUAUUUAGAAUUUCUAGUAGAAUAAAUUAUUUGAAUUUGAG
Striga asiatica is the source of this 938-nucleotide messenger RNA. The record is from the annotation of a GenBank genome assembly. Lineage: Eukaryota; Viridiplantae; Streptophyta; Magnoliopsida; Lamiales; Orobanchaceae.